Alternaria burnsii is the source of this 2850-nucleotide messenger RNA. RefSeq names its product retrograde regulation protein 2. Gene Ontology annotation, molecular function: transmembrane transporter activity. The transcript has 8 exons. NCBI's taxonomy places the organism in Eukaryota, Fungi, Ascomycota, Dothideomycetes, Pleosporales, Pleosporaceae. The record is from RefSeq and is a predicted model, not a curated record. Gene Ontology annotation, cellular component: membrane. Gene Ontology annotation, biological process: transmembrane transport. The coding region runs from base 1 to 2850 and encodes 949 amino acids.
AUGGACGUCGAAAAGCAUUCUCUCGAGAAAGACCUGGCCUUCGAGCACAUUGAAGCAACGAAUGAGUCUCGCAACCCAGUACCGGAGAUCCUACGCGGUCACACACCUGAUCAACUCAAAGCUCUCGAAAAGAAACUCGUGCGGAAAAUCGAUUUUCGAGCCCUGCCUAUUCUAAUCGUGCUCUUCUUGCUCAACGUGCUCGAUCGAAAUGCCAUUGCUAAUGCACGCCUCGGGGGUCUGGAGGCGACACUGGGCAUCGACGAUGUGCAGUAUCAAACCGCUGUGAUGGUAUUGUGGGCUGGUUACAUCUCCAUGAUGAUACCAUCGAACAUGCUUCUCUCCAUCUUCAGGCCCAGGCUGUAUCUGCCAACAGUGGUCAUCAUUUGGGGUGUCGUGUCUGGUGCCACUGGCUUUGUGCAAAACCACGCUGGACUGGUUGCGCUCAGGUUCCUGGUUGGUGUAACGGAAGCGCCCUACUUUCCUGGGUGCAUCUUCUUCCUCUCAUGCUGGUAUACACGAAAAGAGCUACCAAGCCGCAUUGCUACUUUUUACUCCGGAUAUACCCUCUCUUCUGCCUUUGGUGGGUUGAUCGCAGCAGGUAUUGUCGAUGGCAUGGAAGGACUUGGUGGCUAUCCAAGUUGGCGCUGGAUUUUCAUCUUAGAAGGAGCCCUAACGAUUAUCAUGGCCUUUGCUGGGUAUGCUCUUCUGCCGAACUAUCCUUCGAACACGCCUUUCUUGUCACCAGAAGAGACAGCGAUGGCACAAUGGCGACUCAAUCGCGAAAACGAUGGUGUUGCAGAUGAAGUGAACGAUUCCGUGUUCGUUGGGCUCAAGCAGGCGUUCUCCGACCCGAAAGUGCCGCUCCUUGUCUUCAUCCAGACAUGCGCCGUUGUAUCUAUGAGCUUCACCUACUUCUUCCCCUCUAUCGUGCAGACACUCGGCUUUCCCCGCGUGGAGACACUUCUGCUCACUGCACCUCCCUACUUCCUUGCAUUCAUUUUCUCCGUCCUGAACUCGUGGCACUCCGGGCGUUCAGGCGAGCAUUGCUUCCAUAUCGUGGCCGCAUGCGUUAUAUCCGCGGUUGGUCAGAUCAUCUCCAUGUCAACAUAUCAGACCGGGCCUCGCUACUUUGCCAUGUUUCUGCAGGCUAUGGGGUCUUUCUCCGCCUUCCAACUGAUUCUGCCAUGGGUCUCGGCAACAGUCGCACGGCCAAAGGCGAAGAGAGCGGUCACACUUGCACUGGCAACUGCUGUGUCGAAUGCGACAAACAUCGCUACCGCUUAUCUGUACCCUGCAUGGAGCGCACCUCUCUAUCGCAUGGGCUGUAUCGUGUUGACAGUGGCACUCCUUUGCUGCGCAACCGCGUCAUUGGUGUUGCGUUUCUGGCUGCAGAAGCUGAAUCGGAAGUCGGAUCAGGUUAUGGGCCUGGAGGGCGUUGCCAAUGGGCCCGGUCUCCUUUUCCGCUACACUCUAAAAGGCCUCCGUAGAGGAGAGGUGUCGCCAGCCGAGACUGAGAUAAAUAACGUAAUUGAUGACUGCAAGAGAGUCAAGGAACAGGCGACGGAGUUGCGCAGGGGAAAAGUACCAGAGGAUCCAUGGACGUCUCUUCUGAAAACAGAGUUCUUCAAGACCUACAGAGAGGUCCAUCCCACCAAGGAUAGGCACAGGGAACUGUAUCACCGGUGGGAGCUCCACCAGAAUCAUCUUUGGAACGAUUGCCCAACGAAGGGAGCCUCGACGAGCCCGGUACGAACUGAGCCAAAACCGGAUUUUGCUUAUUUAUUCCCAAUCAUUGAUCCCGCCUGCAAGGUGGCGAGGAGACUUCACUUCGACUCCAGAGUCAACAAUUUCACGCUUCCCGUUCUCAGCGAGCUGCGGAAGACACGAAGGGUGAUCUCGUCGCCAACCACAGCCUUACUGAAAUGUGAUCCAACAAAUCUGGACAAUAUGGGUUCUUCAGAUCUGGUGUGCUUUCCUUGGGCUAUUGUCGAGGUCAAACAUGGCACGGGAAGAGGCGACAAGACAGAAUUCUGUUAUUGUCAAGCUGCAAAUGGAUCGGCUGAAGCGCUCAUCAUGCGAGAGAGAUUGGCCGCGAAAGUAGACUCUCCAAAUACCAACGCCCUGGUCAUCUUCUCGUUUACCUGCGUGGGUCCUAGUGUUCGUCUUUGGCUCACGUUCAGACACCAACAGAGUAGGCAAAUUCAAAUGCGCUGCAUUUGGGCGACUUCCCUCGAGCUUACCUGGGGAGUUUUUGCACUUCGUAUGGUAAUCGACAAUGUGCGCAAUUGGGCGUUCAAUGAAGUGAAACCUGAGAUAUGCAAAUGGAUAUCUCAUGUUCGCUCGCAUCCAAUGUCUCAGACCUUCCUUGAUCUAGAUGGCAACCAAGUCGAACGACGGAGGAGGGCCAAGUCUCUUGAGCCGGACGACGAGAGAGCUCCAGUUCGAGCUUCCCUGCCGGAGAGACCUGCAUCCCAUUCUAAGCUUACCUCGGCAUAUGUCAGAGAAAACACUGUAUCAAGACACGAGCGCUCACCCAGUCCUCUGGCUCGUCGAUCGGCCCCACCAAUGAGUCCCUCCGAUGACGAUGAUGAGGAAGAAGAAGAAGAGGACGAGGAGGAUGAGAUUUUGGUGCUUGAGGCAUACGACUCAGGUGAUGAUGAAGAUUAUGUCCUAAGUGAUAAUGCAUCAGGCGACGACGAUGGAUAUACAACUGUGGAAGAAGAAUCAUAUGACACCAGCGGAGAUGAGGACGAACCCGAUGAAGGAUAUUUGAAGGAUACCGCAUACAAGGCCCUGAACGAAGCUGAAUUCUUGUUGAAGCUGCGAGGCCGUAAGAGUAUCUGCUGUUAA